GUUGACGCUGGUUUUAAAUCGAAGCACGUCGUCAUUUGGCAACAGAGAGUCAGACGGAGCAGUGAGCAUUCCUUCGAGCAUUUGUAGUGCGAGAUUUUGCCCUCUUAAUGACGCCUUGUGCUUAGAUCGAAUAGAAAUCCUGUUGUUCUCUAUCUUUUCUUCACUCUUGUCUCAUCAGUCCUCAUAAUGUUUGGCGCUCAGAGUUCUUCUUCGCUCUUCGGCACCCCUUCUUCAACCCCGGCAUUCGGUACCCCUUCUUCAACCCCGGCGUUCGGCGCUCCUUCUUCUACCCCAGCAUUUGGUACCCCAUCUUCCACACCAGCGUUCGGUACUCCAUCUUCAGCGCCGGCAUUCGGCGCGGCUACGUCGACGCCCCCUUUUGGCGCGCCAUCAUCAACGCCGGCUUUUGGAACCCCGUCAUCUACGCCAGCGUUUGGUACUCCGUCUACGCCUUCUUUUGCCACUGGCUUCGGCACUUCACUUUUCUCGACGCCGUUUUCUUCUCAGCAACAGCAACCGCAACAGACCCCGCUGUUUCAGCAACCUGCUUCUGCUGGUUUUGGAUUUCAAUCUUCUUUUGCCACACCACAAUCCGCUCCUGUUCAGAAUGCACAAUUGACUACUCAGAUGGCUAAUGUAGCUCCCGUUCCUUUUUCUCUCGCCGAUCGCGAUAUUCAAGCUAUCGUUGAUGCUUAUAAGGAGGAUACUGGAAAUUCUAAGUACGCCUUCAAGCAUUUAUUAUUCAGUGUAACAGAACCGCAGUAUAGGGUGAAGCCUGCUGGUGUAUCAGACAUCAUGUGGGCAGAGGCAAUGGGGAAGCUUGAGGGUAUGGAAAGUGCUGAUCGAGAACGCCUAUGGCCUCAACUUGUUCAGGGUUUCAAGGAUCUUUCACAACGACUCAAGAUCCAAGAUGAGGUCAUUGUUUCAGAUGCAGAGAGAUUACGCAUAACCCAAAGUAAUGUUAAAAUGCUCCAAAGACAUUUUCAAGCCGACACCCUUCCUUGGAUUCAAAGAAUGCAGCAGAAAGAACAAAUUCUUCAACGGCGUCUUUUAAGAGUAAUGAGAAUAGUGGAAGCAUUGGAAGGAAAAGGCUGUCGUAUACCCUUAACAAAAGGGGAAGCUGAACUCGCAGAGAAAUUAGCGACUAUAACUAGACAGUUGAAAGGAUCUGGAGCAGAACUAUCUAGAAGGGUGCAGAACCUGCUAACUGUAUCCCGUGUCCAGGCAAAUAGUGGGGGAUAUGGUGGCUUGCUGUAUCUUCCAGGGUCAACUAAAAUUCAUGAACAGAGUCUCACUGAUCUGCAGGAGGUCUUGCAACAGCAGACGGAGGCAGUCGCAAAACUGGGAAAUGUACUGAAGCGAGAUAUAAGGGACUUGGAGAUUAUGAUGGCUGGGGACACGGGAGCAACGGAUAAUGGGAAAUCCAUCUGAUAAUAGUGAGCCCAAGAAUGAUACAAUAGGAGUUGGAAGACAUGCAAAAUUCGGUUAGGCUUCCAUUGCUAUUAACCAACAGGCAUGUGUUGCGACAUUGCUGAUUAGUCACCAUGUUACGACUUUUUUACGACUCGAGUCAUUAUAAUCUUCUCCAACUGCUUCCUGUAAUCACUCGCAAUUUGCAGAACAAAUUUUUCCCCGGUAAAAGAACUUGGAGAGAGUUUUGAGCUUGUUCAAAGCUUUCAAAAAUUCAGUAGGAAAUUAUUCCUUGGCCACUCUAAUUACAUUUUUUUUUUAAAACUAGAUAUAAUAUAUUCGUUACCCUA
This is a messenger RNA of Neltuma alba, 1760 nucleotides long. RefSeq names its product nuclear pore complex protein NUP54. Gene Ontology annotation, biological process: NLS-bearing protein import into nucleus; nuclear pore organization; protein localization to nuclear inner membrane. The coding region runs from base 187 to 1431 and encodes 414 amino acids. The record is from RefSeq and is a predicted model, not a curated record. Gene Ontology annotation, molecular function: structural constituent of nuclear pore. NCBI's taxonomy places the organism in Eukaryota, Viridiplantae, Streptophyta, Magnoliopsida, Fabales, Fabaceae. Gene Ontology annotation, cellular component: nuclear pore; nuclear pore central transport channel. The transcript is spliced from 10 exons.